Molecule: messenger RNA, 2849 nt
Organism: Tyto alba (common barn owl)
Lineage: Eukaryota; Metazoa; Chordata; Aves; Strigiformes; Tytonidae
Gene: ENDOV
Product: endonuclease V
Exons: 9
Coding region: 1-1056 (351 amino acids)
Biological process (GO): DNA repair
Cellular component (GO): cytoplasm; nucleolus
Molecular function (GO): RNA endonuclease activity producing 5'-phosphomonoesters, hydrolytic mechanism; single-stranded RNA binding
Source: RefSeq, a predicted model, not a curated record
AUGCAGCCGAGGCUCCUCCUCGGCCCUUCCCCGGGCGGAGCCUCCCACAGCAGAACUGGGACCAAGCUGGAAAAAAACAAAAUCACGGAAGGAACGUGCUCCUUCCCUGCCUUAACACCCCCCUCCCCUUCCCCUCCCCGCCCGCCCCGGGGCUGUUUCUCAAUAAAGUUCCUCCCGGCUGCCCGGAACGGCCGCUCUCGGCCCGCGUUCCCGGGGGGUGGUGACGGGGGUGAACGCGGGACUCAGCGCGGCGCCAUGUCGGGGCCGCCGGCCGCCACCCUGCGCCGCUGGGAACGCGAGCAGGCCCAGCGAAAAGCCAGCGUGGUUGAGGAGGACACGGAGGAGUGGCAGAAAGAUUCGAGUUUUACAGGACUGGAGCGAGUGGGAGGUGUGGACCUAUCUUACAUCAAAGGGGACGACACCAGAGCCUGCGCUUCCCUCGUUGUUCUCAGCUACCCGGCUCUCGAGGUGCUGUACGAGGAUUGCCGGAUGGUGGCUGUGAGCGCCCCGUACGUGGCAGGAUUCUUGGCCUUCCGAGAGGUCCCUGUCCUGGUGGAAGCUGUUCAGAGACUUCAGCAGGAGAAGCCCAACCUCAAACCUCAGGUACUUCUUGUAGAUGGGAAUGGCCUGCUUCAUCCCAGAGGAUUUGGUGUGGCCUGUCACCUCGGAGUCCUGACGGAUCUCCCGUGCGUUGGAGUGGCCAAGAACCUCCUGCAUGUGGAUGGCUUGGUCAGGGAUGAGGGGCACAGAGAGCAGAUUCGUUCCUUGCAGAGGGCAGGAGAUACGUUCCCACUGACAGGCACCUCGGGGAGAGUCCUGGGCAUGGUCCUGCGUAGCUACAACAGCUCUAGGCCGCUCUAUAUCUCCGUGGGUCACAGGGUGUGCCUGCAGACAGCCGUGCGCCUAGUCAAGUCCUGCUGCAGGUACCGGAUCCCGGAGCCCAUCCGUCAGGCUGAUAUUAGAUCAAGGGAGUAUAUUCGGAAGCAGCUGUGUUCACCACUGGAGGUCAUCUCUUCUGGGCCACAGAGAAAAAAGGAGGCUGAACUGGAGGAUUAGUCUGAUGCCAGCAGAAACUGUAGGGCUCCCCCCUUCGCUGGAUCCUGUCCUCUUGCGAGCCCGUGGUUCUGUUGAGUGCAAGAGCCGAGUGCCACCCCGGGGCGCGCAGCGCAAGGCCGUGUCAGCCAGGACGAGGCCGGGCACUCUGCGCGGUUCUGGUGGGCAGAGCCGCUGCUCUUCACGGAUAACGUUUAGAGUCUAUUUCUCAGGGGUGAUUUUUAAGCUUUGUAAAAAUAUUUGUGUAAGCAAACGUACGCUUGUAAGCUUGCAACAGCUCCGUAGGGUGCUUGGGCAGUUGCAGGAGGUGAUUUUCAAAGAGAUGCUGAGGUACUUGACUUAGUUCCAGACAAACCCCAGAGCUGGCCUCUGGCUCCCGCUACACCCCUCUGGCACGGAGACUUCCCUUCGGGGCGGUUUUGGAACAGCCUCCGCCCCGUCCCUGCAGCCUGUGCUCGCACAUCCACUUCGUACAUCGCCGGGGAGCAGAAGCCCAGAGCGCAGCUCCGGCUGGUCCUGCCAGACGGGCCGGGGACGCUGUGUUUCAGGUGGGCGUCUGACUCACGAGGGAGGGGACGGAGCCAACAGCCUGCUGCGGGUUUGGGAGGAGGCUCCGAGGUCUGAGCUCGGCUACCUGGGAGGGUUUUUGCCCGUGGGGUGCCGGUGGCUGCUGAACUCGCUCUGCGGUGCUGCGGCAGCACCAUCCGGGUGGAAGGGGGUUGGGGUCCCCGGGCUGGCUGGGUGUUCCUGUCACCCUCGGCGCGGUGGCUGAGGCAGGGGGCUCGCGGUACAGACCCGCUCUGCCUGACGGGCAGAUCAUCCCGGGAGAAAGGAGAAUUUCCCAUCGGGGAGGAGGGGGAAGGAGGUUCUUCCUAAUCCAUAAAUCAGUCAGGGUGGCCGGAUCCCAGGCCUGAGUUUUCACGGAGUGGACUGGGAGCACUGGUGCCGGGUCAGGAGGGAGCUCCCCGUGCCCAGCACGCUUGGACCAACACCCAUCAGUUAAGCCACGUGCGAGGCUUCGCUUCAGCAGCAGAGCACAGAACAAACAGUUUUAUCCCCGAAUCAAUGCAGCGAGUCUCGUCCAAUUUGCAGGGCUAAAGCUUUUCAUCCAAAGGUGUGGAGCCAUCCUGGCUCUGUUCAGCAGGCUAUUCCUGACCAUUCCCAAAUAAAUUUGGAGCAGAUACACGAGUUCUUGAACACAGCCAAAACUCUGCCAUGUUGAUUUUAAAAAAACAUGGCUGUGUAAGAUUCCAGCCUGAAGAGCAAAAAGGCUGUUUCCGUGGGAUUGGAGAGGGGUGCUCGGGGUUGGGACUCCUGUGGUCUGUUUUAAAUGCUGCCAAGCGUUUCACUUUCACAUAAAUUUUGCCUUACAGGUUUUGUUGCUCCUUUCUUGCCACCGCCUCGGUCUCGGUGCUGCGUAGAGGACAUUCAGUCCCCCUCACGUGUCUGUGCAGCAUCUGCUGGAUGGCAAUCUGGGCUGGUUCCUCCUUCAGCGCUAAACCCUGAACCCCGGGGGGGGUGGGGGGGGAAAAGGGAGGAAGCCACAAAUUUGGCUCCCCCAGGGCCCAUUUGGGACCUUUGUGGGGCUGGUCCUCGGGGGCGGUGGAGUGUGUGGGGGUCUUGGUGCUUCCCCAAAAACCCUUGAUCUGUGAUAAAAGACAAAGCCAGAAGCAGCUGCAGUUUUCCAGCCUCGAGAAGGAGCUUGCUGUGUCCCGGGAAGCCUCAAAGGCGUUUUCACACGGGAGUUUGUUACGUGGGUGGACUGAGACCGGGAAAUAAAAAACGUGGCAGUGAAA